AUGGACUAUACAAUUGUGGAUUUUUAUGGGCCACAAAAAUCACGAUGUGGUUAUUGUAAGGGCACCCAAUGUUCGGUGGGAGAUGGCAUGCACGCUUACGUUAUGGCACCUCGGGAUUAUCAGGAUUUAAUAGAUCGAGGAUGGCGUCGCAGUGGCCAUUAUUGCUAUAAACAAGAUAAUACAAAGACCUGUUGUCCCCAUUACACCAUUAAAUGCGAUGUAUCGGAAUUUAAAUUAUCCAAAUCGCACAAGAAAAUCAUAAAACGUAUGAAUCGUUUUUUGCGUGAUGGUAAAAGGGAUAAAAAUGAAGAGGGACAAUCAACGCCGCAGACAACAAAUGGCACGGAGAAUGGUGACCGAGAUGAGGAUAGUAAUGCAGCUAUGGGUUGUGGUAUACGUGAAGAGGUGCAGGCCCCAAAUGUCCCCAUAAAAGAUAUUAAUUUGGAACAAUUUGCCAAGGCCAAUGGGGAAAAGGAUAGUGAAGAGAAAUCGGGGAAGGAAAAAACACCCAGUGUUGAUGUACAAAAACCGAUUAAGAAAUCGGCAGAGGAUGAUGAUACACCCAAUAAUAGUAGGAAAUCAGACAGUGACAUUACCAAACCCCCCUGCAAGAAGGCCAAACAAAUGCGUUUGGAGAGAAAAUUGGCAAAACAGGCCGCCAAAGGCUUGCCUGCCGUGAUUGAAAAGAAACCUCCCAGGAAUCAAGAGAAAACCUUAAAGGAAUUUCUCAAUGAAGCCAAACCGGAUGAUAAACACAAGUUAAAGUUCGAAAUGAUCCAUGUGAGAAGUGAAGAGUUUGAAAAAACCCUACCACAAACAUAUGCACUAUAUGCCAAAUAUCAAACACACAUACACAAUGAUCCACCGAAUGCUGUACAAGAAUAUUUGGAUUUUUUACAACGGUCACCGUUGAAGCUUUCUAAGCCCUCGGAUGGACCACCGUUGGGUUAUGGAUCGUUCCAUCAACAAUACUAUUUGGAUGAGAAACUUAUUGCGGUGGCCGUCAUUGAUAUCUUGCCAUAUUGUGUUAGUUCGGUGUAUUUCUUUUAUGAUCCCGAUUAUAAUUUCCUCUCCUUGGGUACUUAUAGUUCUUUAAGAGAAAUUGAAUUGGUACAAGAACUUUCAAAAACUGUUCCUGAUCUUAAGUAUUAUUAUAUGGGUUUCUAUAUACAUUCCUGCCAAAAAAUGCGUUACAAAGGUAAAUUAUCUGGCUCCUAUUUAUUAUGCCCGGAGGCAUAUACCUGGCACCCAUUGUCAGAUGAGAUCCGUUUAAAACUUGAUACCAAUAAAUAUCAACGUUUCAACGAUGAUCCAUCUGCCCGCGAUCCAAAUGAAUUUAAAGAAAGUGAUAUGGAUUUAGUAAGACUGCUAAUAGAUGAAAGUACUUAUGUCAAAUAUCGUCAAUAUAAACAGAAAUCAAAUAGCUUAUUGGAUGCCAUAAGGAACAGAAUAUUUAAGGCAGCUAGUGCCACAGAUAAAGCAGCAAUUUUAAAAUACGGUCAACUGGUUGGCAAACCAUUGGCUCAUCGUAUGCUCUAUGUAAAAAUGUAAAAAAAAAACAACCAA
This is a messenger RNA of Musca vetustissima, 1566 nucleotides long. It is a transcript of the gene Ate1, whose product is annotated as arginyl-tRNA--protein transferase 1. The coding region runs from base 1 to 1551 and encodes 516 amino acids. Gene Ontology annotation, cellular component: cytoplasm. The record is from RefSeq and is a predicted model, not a curated record. NCBI's taxonomy places the organism in Eukaryota, Metazoa, Arthropoda, Insecta, Diptera, Muscidae. The transcript has 10 exons. Gene Ontology annotation, molecular function: arginyl-tRNA--protein transferase activity. Gene Ontology annotation, biological process: protein arginylation.